CACUAUUUAAACGUUUCUGUCACACAUAUCUUCAUUCCUCCUUCUCCCCCAAGAUGUCUUCGCUGCACCCUCUCGCCCAGCUUCAUAUGGCACUCCCUAACCAGUCGGAUCCCAAUGUCUCCUCCAGCUCGAUCCAUCUUCCCCUUACCGUCCUCGACACCUUGGUGCCUGGUUCCUCUCACCUCGCGUCUUUCCUGCUUGGCUUCGGCCUCGAUGUCUCCUUGUUUGUAUCGUGGGGUGCUCUCCUGACCACAGUCUGGGCCGCGCUCCAUUUCGGCCUGGUACCUGCGUAUCAAAUUGCCGUCAAAGCACUCAGCUCGUCGGUGAUCGUGGAAGAAUAUGAUCCCAUCUACAAUCAUGUCCUCAAUUGGGCCAGCGCCCAAAAGUAUCUGCAAGAUAUCCGCUCCCUCCGGGCCCACACCGCAGGACAAUACUACGACGACCUGGAAGAUCAUGACGAGGAUGACGGCCUGCAGAUGCGGUUUCGGGAGAGCCUGUCCGAGGACACGAUCUUUAACUUCAACAACUGGUCUGCCCGCGCCCCGCCCACUUUUCGACCUCAUUCUUCGUCAGGCUGGUUCUUCCACAAUCACCGGUUGUUCAAAUUGUACCGAAGUCGCGAUCGCGUUGCCAGCGACUUCACUGGUGCCGUGUACGAGAGGGAACGGCUUGAAAUCUCGGUUAUCUGGUUGUCUCCCAAGCCAAUCAAGAACAUGAUUCAGGAGGCCCGAGAAUUCCACCUGAUCCGUCGCACGUCCACAACCACAAUCAAGCGCCCUACCCCCAAGUCUCAGCGAUCGGGCCGUGGGCAAGCUUGGACCACUAUCGCGAACAGGCCCAGCAGAUCCAUGGCCACGGUCGUGCUGGACAACGACCAGAAGGCGGCCAUCCUGAAAGACUUCAACGACUUCCUGCACCCACGGACGGCGCGGUGGUACAGCAAUCGCGGCAUCCCCUAUCGUCGAGGUUACCUCUUCCACGGUCCGCCAGGAACUGGCAAGACCUCGUUGUCUUUUGCCCUUGCGGGGGUGUUUGGGCUGGACAUAUAUUGUCUCGCGCUGUCCGAGGCCACCUUGACCGAAGAAGACCUGAUCUUGCUCUUCAACAGUCUCCCAAAGCGGUGCAUUCUGCUACUUGAGGACAUAGACAGCGCCGGCCUAGGUAGAGCGCCCGGCGCGAGGGGCAUAGAAAAGCAAGAGACGACGAAGCCGCUGCCAUCGAGUAAAGAUACCCAACCACCGACGAAGCCUGCUGGAGGGAGAGGCGACAAAGACGGCUCCGCUGGAGGUGCGGGCAAGGCAUCAGAUCAGCCCCACUCGUUCGGGAAAGACCCGACGUUCAAGAACACGCUCACCUUCGCGGGCCUCCUGAACGCCAUCGACGGCGUGGCGAGCCAGGAGGGCCGAGUCCUCAUCAUGACGACCAACCACCUGGAGAGACUGGACGAGGCCCUGACCCGGCCGGGGCGGAUCGAUCUGACCAUCGAGUUCGACCUGGCCACCAAGCAGCAGAUCAAGGAUCUCUUUCUGCGCAUGUACUGCGUCGACUCGGCCGAGAUGAGAAGGCAGCCGACGAAGAUCAGCCACAUACUGCCGAACCAGGGAGAGCCCGAUUGGUCCAGCGCGAACGCGUUCAAGGACGGCGACGGCGUUCACGCCGAGUAUCGAAACGCGCCAGAGCCAUGGCUUGGACUGUCGAGGGAGGCUCCCGACGGCGGCGCCUCGGUCGUCGACCUGGCGGAGCGGUUCGCCGCCGCUCUCCCCGAGCGGACGCUGUCGCCGGCGGAGAUCCAGGGGUUUCUCCUGGUGCGGAAGAAGUGCCCCGCGCAGGCUGUGGUGGACGUGGUCGAAUGGCGGGAUGAGCAGCUGCAGAAGAAGACCGAGGCAAACGCGGCAAAGGAGGCGGCGGCCAAAGCCACGGGACUUGACGACGAGGGGAACACGAAGUCGAGCGAAGGGGUCAAGAUGGCGAGCUCGUCCUCACGCAAGCAAGACGCAACAUCUGACCUUCAGCACAAGGGAGUGGGGGGGAUGCAGAACGCGCCGGUCAGGGAGCUAACAGGCCAGCAGGACGGCCAAGACGCCAUGGAUCCAACGUCGUCACGCCCAGGUGAGCCAGACGCCGAAUCCGCGACGAUCGCACCUCGAGAUCAGACCGACGACAAAGACGACGAGGACGGGACCAUGACGGACGGCGGAGACCUCUGCGGCGGUGCAGCAUACGACCCUGACCCAGACACUGCCGACGAUGACAGCACCGACGGCGGCGCCCACAACCGCGACCGCGACCGCGACUACAGCCUCUCCCCGCGUCCCUCGCGACCCUGGUUCCCGCACGCACGCACGGGUGCCGGACGAGGCGGCCGCGGUCGCCUUGUAGACGGCGACGACGACGCUGAUGGCGAUGGCGAUUGCGAUUGCGAUUCCGACUCCGAGUCGGAGCUGUGACGAUGACCGUGAUGACUGCGCUUCUUAGGACUCGGUGAGAGGCUAUUUCCUUGCGUCCGGGUCGGAGGUCGGUAGAUUGAUGCGUGUCGUCUCUUAUGUGGUAAUGGUGGUGGUGGUGGUGGUGGUGUGGUCGAUGCAGAGCUUGAUAUUGAUGUUGGACAUGGUCUCGGGAAGAGGGGGAAAAGAUAGUAUCCAAAAUAUACCAAGUACAUACAUACGUACAUACAUACAUACGUACAUGCGUCGAAAGACAUAUAAAUGGCGGGCACAUAUACGAGAUGUAGCGGGAGAGCCCAAAUACACCAUGAUC
Cladophialophora immunda is the source of this 2757-nucleotide messenger RNA. RefSeq lists its product as uncharacterized. Gene Ontology annotation, cellular component: mitochondrial inner membrane. The coding region runs from base 54 to 2447 and encodes 797 amino acids. Gene Ontology annotation, molecular function: ATP binding; ATP hydrolysis activity. The transcript has a single exon. The record is from RefSeq and is a predicted model, not a curated record. Gene Ontology annotation, biological process: protein insertion into mitochondrial inner membrane from matrix; mitochondrial respiratory chain complex III assembly. NCBI's taxonomy places the organism in Eukaryota, Fungi, Ascomycota, Eurotiomycetes, Chaetothyriales, Herpotrichiellaceae.